UGAAAUGUAAUGACACAUUAGGACAAAUAAUCAUGUUGAUUAGACACCCAUCUACAUCAAAUACAUGGACAAUGCUAAUUGGAUUAUCAUGCUUAUUGAUAUCAUCAAUCAUUAUCAUUCAAUACAAAAAUCAAAAUAAGAUGAUCAUGUCGGCAAAACAAAACUACAAGUAUCAAACCUCCAAGAAAAUACAAUAUGCAACCCAUUCUAAGCGAGUCUUAGGAUUACUACAUAACACCAUAGAACAGACUCGAAUAACUGGAAAAGUGUUCAAGCAGGCUGUCGAACAAAAACAAAAUAAAAGUAUGGUACCAAUAUCCAAUCAUGUACAUCAAUCUGAGAUAUUUGGCAUACCUAAUAAGGUAAACAGGGAGAUUUUCUUAUACAACAGGAUCCCUAAGUGCGGCUCGUCAACAUUGUUGACAUUAUUUAACAAAAUGGCGGCAUUUUCAAAUUAUACUUCAGAAACGUCAACUGUCUUUUUGGAACAAGUACUUAGUGAUGGAAACCUACAAGAAUUUGUAGAGCAUUUAGUUCAACUGCAAAGUAAAAUUGAUGGACGUUUGGUCUAUGAUAGACACAUUCAUUACGUGAAUUUUGAAAGAUUUGGCUACAGGAAUCCUAUUUAUUUCAAUAUGGUUAGAGAUCCAUUUGAGCAAGCCAUGUCCUGGUAUUACUAUAUGUUUGCCAGGCAAAGCUUCAGUUUCAUAUCAGCGAAACAGCGAGCAACAUUCACGCAAAAACACAAGUGGAAGACAUAUGGCAAAUGCAUAGAGGAAUACAGAAACACUAGCUUUGGUUUAGAAGAAAUGUGUUUCUUGGAUGAAGGUUUGUAUGCAGGUUGGUUCUGUGGGCAUGCUGAUGAGUGUAAAGACUUGGAUAUAGGGUUGCCUAUAGCGAAACAACACAUUGAGAGAUACACACUGAUAGGCUUAACAGAGGAAUUAUCUCUCUCCCUGAAGGCUCUAGAAAAACUGAUUCCUUCUUAUUUCAGACAUAUAAGCGAAUUCGACAAGAAUAAUGCUCGAUUGAAUGCUGCAUUAGGAUCUAGAAAUGUUUAUCCCGCAAAGAAGCUAGUUAAUUUCAUAAAAGUGAAGUUAAAAUAUUCAUAUGAAAUAUACAACUUCAUCAAACAAAAAUUUCACCUUACUCUAAGAAAAUU
This is a messenger RNA of Owenia fusiformis, 1162 nucleotides long. The record is from the annotation of a GenBank genome assembly. NCBI's taxonomy places the organism in Eukaryota, Metazoa, Annelida, Polychaeta, Sabellida, Oweniidae.